AUGAUGAAUAAUUCUGGGGCAAGCAAUGGAGAUUCAAAUGUCUAUGAAAAACAAGUUGAAGGUCAUGAUCACUGUGAAAAUGGAGAUGGGUCCGAUAAUGGAGUUACUUUGGGGAUUGAUGGUGGCACUACUUCAACUGUUUGUGUCUGCAUUCCUUUCUUUCCUUCUUCCAAAACCCUCCCUAACCCUCUCCCUAUCCUUGGACGGGCUGUUUCUGGAUGCUCCAAUCAUAACAGUGUUGGAGAAACUGCUGCUAGGGACACGCUAGAAGAGGUUAUGGCUGAAGCCCUUUCAAAAUCAGGUUCUGAUUGGUCCGCCGUUCGUGCUGUUUGUUUAGGCGUUUCUGGUGUUAACCAUCCAACUGAUCAAGAAAGGAUACUAAACUGGCUAAGAGAAAUUUUCCCUGGCCAUGUGAAGUUGUAUGUUCAGAAUGAUGCUGUCGCUGCUCUUUCAAGUGGGACCAUGGGAAAGCUCCACGGCUGUGUUUUAAUAGCUGGUACAGGGUGCAUUUCUUAUGGAUUUGCUGAAGAUGGCAGAGAAGCUCGAGCUUCAGGUGCAGGACCUGUCCUAGGUGAUUGGGGGAGUGGCUAUGGAAUUGCUGCAAAGGCACUGACUGCUGUAAUAAGGGCUCAUGAUGGUCGCGGUCCACGGACAAUGCUUACAAAUAAGAUUUUGAAGGCCCUUGGUCUUUCAUCUCCUGAUGAACUUAUUGGGUGGACUUAUGCUGAUCCAUCUUGGGCACGCAUUGCAGCUCUUGUUCCAGAAGUGGUAUCUUGUGCAGAAGCUUGCGAUCAAGUUGCAACUAAGAUCUUAGUUGAUGCAGUCCAGGACUUGGCUCUAAGUGUGAAGGCUGUUGUUCAAAGACUUGGUUUGUGUGGUGAAGAUGGAAAUGGUUCUUUUCCUGUUGUGAUGGUUGGUGGUGUUCUUGAAGCUAACAGGAGUUGGGAUAUUGGGAAAGAAGUGAUGAAGUAUGUUCAGGAUCUGUUUCCUGGGGCUCGUCCUAUUAGACCACAGGUGGAACCAGCUGUUGGGGCAGCUUUGCUGGCCUGGAAUUUCUUGGUGAAAGAAUCAACAGAAAAAUGCCAUAGCUGA
Molecule: messenger RNA, 1092 nt
Organism: Dovyalis caffra
Lineage: Eukaryota; Viridiplantae; Streptophyta; Magnoliopsida; Malpighiales; Salicaceae
Source: the annotation of a GenBank genome assembly